AUGGAGAUGGUCAAGACGCGCAAGCCACAUAAGAAGUCGAGGAAGGGCUGUCUUCCUUGCAAAGCCCGCCAUGUCAAGUGCGAUGAGCAGCAGCCAAAUUGCGCAAAUUGCGUGAAGCAAGGCACGCCGUGCGAAUACCGAGUAUCAAAAAGUCGAGAAAGAUCGACUGGCUCGCCUCUACCUGUUGCUUCGACGUACACGCUCUCGUCAACUGAAGGCGGGGUGCUCGAACCAGCUGCGCCAGAUGCUCCUGUCACACCGAUCCAGGACCCCUUAGCUCUCAACAUCCUCCAGAUGCGCCUUUUGCAUCACUACACGACUGUUACCGCGCAAUCGCUUGGAGCGAGCUCGGAUGCCCAUGCUGUGUACGCUACAGCCUUACCGCAGACUGCCUUUGAGUAUCCCUUCCUCCUCCACGUGACCCUCGCUCUUUCUGCACUUCAUCUCAGUCGACUGCAAGAGUUUGGUCCAGCGGCAGUCGAGUAUGCUCUUAUAGGAGGUCAAUAUCACGAGGCUGCUCUUGUAAACUUCCAGGCUACUGUGCGCGAUAUCGACGAGGGCAACUUCAAGGCUGUUCUCAUGUUUGCAUCAGUCCUGUUCCCGUACUCCUGCGCAAGCUCGGUAGACCCCAGCCACGAUGUGAAUCACGCUUUUGACACCCUCUUGUCCAAUUUUUCCUUAACCCGAAGGGUACGGCCAAUGGUUUCCAGCUUCUACAAUGAAAUGCGAGCAUCCAUACUAGGGAGAUUGGUUCCAGAGGAUGUCAAAGGUAUCGAUUGGACCACACAAGAGCCGCCAGCUGACACCGAGCUCAUGCAGCUACGCAAGUUCGCCGAGGCCGUGCAUCAUCUCUAUCCUCCGGACAUUGUUGAUGCAUAUGGAUACGCAGUACACAUCCUGGUUUUGACGUUUGCCGCCGCAGAAAAGUCACAUCAACCGCCCUCAGACGCCCUUCUCAAGAUCUGGGUCCACUUUGUGACUGACCGUUACGUCGAACUCUUGUCAGAAAGGCAGCCGGGCUCCUUGAUCAUCUAUGCGCAUUAUGCGGUUCUAUUACAGAGAAGCAGCGCUCAAUACUGGUACUUGGCUGGUGUUCCCGAGCAGAUUCUCCGUGUCGCAGAAGCGCUGGUACCCAGUGAAUGGAGCGGCUGGUUGGACUGGCCGAAGGAGCAGCUUCGAGGAGGUUAA
Messenger RNA from Ascochyta rabiei, 1188 nucleotides. RefSeq lists its product as uncharacterized. Bases 1 to 1188 code for a protein of 395 amino acids. Lineage: Eukaryota; Fungi; Ascomycota; Dothideomycetes; Pleosporales; Didymellaceae. Gene Ontology annotation, biological process: regulation of transcription by RNA polymerase II. The record is from RefSeq and is a predicted model, not a curated record. The transcript has 2 exons. Gene Ontology annotation, molecular function: DNA-binding transcription activator activity, RNA polymerase II-specific; zinc ion binding.